GGUCAUGUGAUCAGCUGUGUCCAAUCACAGCUGAUCACAUGUAAACACGGAAAUGGGACAUGUACACUGAUCAUCAGGGCACUGAUGAUCAGUGUGCCCUGAUGAUCAGUGUGGCCCCAGAAGUGCCACGUGCCAGUGCCCAUCAGUGCCACAUAUCAGUGCACAUCAAUGCCACAUAUCAGUGCAUAUCAAUGCCACAUAUCAGUGCCCAUCUGAGCUGCCUUUCAAUGUCACCCAUCAGUGCCACCUAUCAAUGCCAGUCAGUGCCGCCUAUCAGUGUCAUGUGUCAGUGCUGCCUUUCAGUGCACAACAGUGAUGACUGUCAAUGCCCAUUAGUGCAACCUACCAGUGCCUCCUCAUCAGUG
Messenger RNA from Staurois parvus, 365 nucleotides. The record is from the annotation of a GenBank genome assembly. NCBI's taxonomy places the organism in Eukaryota, Metazoa, Chordata, Amphibia, Anura, Ranidae.